This is a messenger RNA of Olea europaea var. sylvestris, 627 nucleotides long. Its product is annotated as H/ACA ribonucleoprotein complex subunit 3-like protein. The record is from RefSeq and is a predicted model, not a curated record. Gene Ontology annotation, biological process: positive regulation of telomerase RNA localization to Cajal body; snRNA pseudouridine synthesis; rRNA pseudouridine synthesis. Gene Ontology annotation, cellular component: box H/ACA snoRNP complex; box H/ACA telomerase RNP complex. Gene Ontology annotation, molecular function: box H/ACA snoRNA binding; telomerase RNA binding. The transcript is spliced from 4 exons. Bases 123 to 317 code for a protein of 64 amino acids. Lineage: Eukaryota; Viridiplantae; Streptophyta; Magnoliopsida; Lamiales; Oleaceae.
UUAGCGUAGUUGGGGUAUUCAUAAAAAGCCCUAAUUAGAAACAACAAGGCCUUCCGUUUUUCAUCCUCCACCGUAGAGUUCAGAACUCAAGCCGCAGAUCCCCCGGAGGAGUAUCAGUAAGGAUGUAUCUCCAAUUUUACAUCAACGAAAAUGGGGAUAAAGUUUACACCACCAAGAAGGAAUCACCAUUAGGGUUGGCCACAGAAUCUGCUCAUCCUGCUCGAUUCUCCCCUGAUGACAAAUACUCGAGGCAAAGAGUUCUCCUAAAGAAGCGAUUUGGUUUACUUCCUACCCAACAUCCGCCUCCCAAGUACUGAGUACCCACAACCCAGUGUACUAACAUGGUCCUUUUGUAUCAAGAGGAGAUAUGUAGCUUUCCUUCUCAUUUACCUUAAGAGUCAUGGAAUCGAUCAUUUUAGCUACCAAGAUGUCAAAAUGGAACUCGAAAAUUUACCAUUGGCCAGUAAUUUGUGUUGCACCUGAAAGUUGAACUCACAUUGCCAUUUCUAUUGAUAUUAAAUGUCCGAUGUUUUAUUUAUCUUUGUCUAGUAACGCGCUCUCUCACUCUCUAUCUUUAGUGUCUCUGUGUCAAAGACAUUAGUUGGGUAAUGAUUUUCAUUAAGUUCA